UCAACAGUCAAACUCAUUGUCAAUAGUCAAAACUUGGCGUGAAUUGUUAAUUUAUAUUAAAUUAUAUAUCUAAGCAUAUUGAAGUAAUGGAUUAGUUAUUUAUUAAACAUAAUAUAUUUAACUAGUACAAUAUGGACGAAGAGGAUCCAGUUGUCCAAGAGAUCCCGGUCUAUCUUUCACAAGCGCUUUCAGAGCAUUUAUAUAUUUAUCAAUACCCGGUUAGACCGGCGAAUAGGGAUUGGAAAGAUAUCAAAGUUAUCAAUGCCUCUAUAAAACCAAAAAAUCAACUUGUGCGAAUGGAAAUCGGUCUGGAUACGUAUAGUGAAAAAUAUUGUCCCUCUAAAGGAGAACAGAUAGCUUUGAAUACUGAUGGACCACAGGAAUCAAAAUAUAUUAAAGAUAAGGAAAAAGAGAGAUCUCAGUAUUUUAGAAAUGGUAUAAUGGACAAGAUUGUGUAUGAAAGCAGCUCACCAUGUUUAGAAACCAAGCAUUACGCUGUAGCUAUUCUACAGGAUAAGGAAUUACAUUGUACACCUAUAAAAGGUAUUUGUCAGCUGAGACCGUCAUAUUCAUAUUUUGAUAAACAAGACAAAAGGAAGAUCGACAAGAGCAAAGCCGAGAAUUCCGAUGACGAGGAAAAAGAAUCGGAACCCCAACAGGUGACUGUAAAGUUCUCAAGAGCGGAAACGGAUGUGGCGAAGAAAGCGAGGGAAAAAUCAUAUGAAUCCAUCUCACAGAAGAUAGCCAAUGAACCUUGGUAUGAUGCAUUCUGGAGAAAAUUGGAUGAUGAUCAUGCUGAUUUGGAGCGUCUAAAGUUAUUCAGCUCAACAACAUCAGACGGUUCAGCUCUAACUUUGGGUGCGACUGAGUAUAUAAACACCUUGGUGCCUUCGCUCACUGACGAAGCUGAGAUGCCACCAGUUAAGAAGACCUCCUUACAGGAUCAGAUUAAGGAAAUUUUGUUAAAUGCUAAACUGAUGACGUUCAACGAGCUCCGUUCCCUGGUCCGCAACGAUGAGGGUAGUUUUGUGAGUGAGAGCGCCCUCCUCGCGGCUUUGGGCGGCGUCGCGUGCUGUGUCCGCGGCCUCUGGACCGCGCGCUCGCAGCAGAUGUACACUCGACCAGCCCCCGCGCCGCCUAGACUGAUGUGCGCGGCCAGGGAUCACGUGCUCUACUUAUUCACGCAGCACUCGUACGUGGAUCGUCGGAAAAUAGCGGCGGCUGUACGUCUACCGGCUCAGGAAGUAUUGGAAAUACUUCGCUCCGUCGCUAAGUUGAAUCCGCAGACUGGAUGGGAACUUCUCUUGCCACCGGAUUCAGCAUUCGAAGCCAAGUAUCCGGAGGUGAUUCAGAGGCAGAACCUCUAUUGGGAGGCCUGCCAGCGGCAGUUCAACGAGAUGCUGAUAGGUGAAAACCUUCCAAAGCGGCAAAGAAAAAAGUCCCAAAGGGAUUCAAUAAGUUCGGAUUCAAUGCUGAGCCCUAGACCGAGAAAUUACAGUGUUAGUGAGGAUGAUGAUAGGAAAAGGAAGAUCAAAAUGGCCUCAGGUUCUAAAAGGACUAGAAAUAUGAGUUCAAGUAGUGCCCAGGACGCAACGUGACUGUUGUUAAUACUAGGUUAUCAAAUUUCACACAUAGUAAAGGCAUCACAGUGUUUAUUGCUUACGAGCCAUCUUCUAGAACUUGCUAAAACAAUUUGUUUAGACCUUACAACAUAAAAUAUUCAUUUUGACAUAUUAAUUUCCUCUCUCCAACACUGCCAUAGAUAAAUAAAUUUAAAUAUCACAUGCUUACUCUAUAAUAUGAAGAGUUAUCUUUAUAUAUUACUAACGAGCAACUUGAAAGUUAAGUCGAUCAGUGCAUACAUCAUAAGUCAACUGGCUAAGAUAGUGAUGUUUGUAUUUUAUAGUAUGUACAUUGAUAUUAUCAUGACAGAUAAAUAUAUUCAAUAAUAUUUAACAGAUAAGCCAUUUUGAUAGCCAAGUGCUUUACAUGAGAAUGCCGUCAAGCCCAAUACAAUGUUAUUAUAAGUGUAAAUAAUGAAGUCCGUGUUAAAUUGUUUUUUGGAUUUGAAUCUGUAUAUCGUUGUUAUUUUUGUAAUCAAAUAAACAGCAUCUGCUCUCAAACAUUA
Messenger RNA from Danaus plexippus (monarch butterfly), 2128 nucleotides. RefSeq names its product DNA-directed RNA polymerase III subunit RPC5 (gene Polr3E). Bases 132 to 1598 code for a protein of 488 amino acids. The record is from RefSeq and is a predicted model, not a curated record. The transcript has 8 exons. Gene Ontology annotation, cellular component: RNA polymerase III complex; nucleus. Gene Ontology annotation, biological process: DNA-templated transcription. Lineage: Eukaryota; Metazoa; Arthropoda; Insecta; Lepidoptera; Nymphalidae.